UGGAUUUUCAGCGCUUUGCUCUGGCCUCUCACUUGCAGCUGGGCCAAUGGGUCGAAUACGCAAUUUAAUUUAACGCUCUACAGGCAAAUGCCCCCGUUAUACCAGCUGGACGACUACGAUCUGUGUCUGCAGCAAAAGCCGAGUCAGCAGCUGCUAGCACACAGCACCUAUUGCCUGGUCUAUGUGGAGCUGAGGCCCAAUGCGAGCUCUGAGCUGUGGCGGCAAAUCGAGCUGGUGUCUAGGGAUGAGAAGCAUCACUAUAGACACGAUCAUCUGUUUGUGGGCGUUUGCCUGGAGCGCUGCAAGCGUUCGCUGCAUACUCUAAGCAGAUUUCAGAUUCAGCAGCUAUACGAGGGCACGGUCGAGGACAAGGAACUAAGCAGUCACUAUGCCAAGGUGCAUAGGCGAUCGUCUGAUGAGCGCCUGCACUACGAUCAUCUAAUCAAUAGUUGUCUGAAUAGAGAGCUUGGCCCCAAGUAUCAGCUGCGCCUGCGCAGCAGCAUCGAGUACUGUGAGCGAGCUGAUGAGCCAUUGGAGCAUGAUGCUCUGGAUAUGACUGCCUACGGUUUACUCGCGCUGCUGCUGCUAUUGACUAUAAUCUGCUCCAGCUACGAUUAUAGCUUGAAGCGUAGGCAAAGACUGGCUAGCGCUGCAUGUGGCAAUAUCUUCUACCAGCAGGCGCUCAAGACCAGAGCUCAACGAUUUCUGUGCUGCUUUUCGCUCUGUCGCAACUAUUAUCGUCUGACUCUGCCUUCGAGCAGCGACUUCUCGCGCGAUCUUCGCUUCUUCGAUGCAUUCCGUGUGAUUGGGGUCUUUGUCGUAAUCUUGGGACACACUUUGAUGAUCUUUAUGACGCUGCAGCUGCAGAAUCCCGAAUUCUUCGAGCUCUAUCUGUACAGAUUCGAGACAUCCUUGUUUCAGAAUGGAAAUGCCGUUAUACAAAUCUUUUUCGUAAUGAGCGCAUUUUUGCUCUACGUCAACUUUACAGAGCGAGGGUGGAUCAAUGGUUCCUCGAGUGUUUCCACCUGCAUUACAGCUUACUUUCGUGUAUUUUUCAAUAGAUAUUUUAGACUGCUGCCCUCGUUAGCUCUCCUGAUACUCUUCAAUGGGUCUAUUCUGAGCCGUCUGGGCGAUGGUCCGUUCUGGCGGCAUUUGACAGAGGCGGAGAGAACUUUUUGCCGUCAAAGCUGGUGGAAGAACAUAUUCUUUGUGAACAACUAUAUGCUGCAGGAGAGUUGCGCCCAACAAACCUGGUAUAUGGCAGCCGAUAUGCAGCUCUUCGAGCUUUUUCUAAUCAUAAUUAUCAUAAUUAAAAGGCACCCAGCAUUAACUAGAUAUAUCUAUGCACUGCUGAUCCUCGCCAUAUUUGCUGUGCCUGCUUCUCUCACAUAUUACCUAAAUCUGGAUGCUGUUUACCACAUGAAGCCAGAAACUUAUCGCUAUUUGUAUUUUCGCAACUCGGAGACCUUUGACCGGAUAUACCCGCCCUUCUACACUAACUUGGGAGGCUAUUUCAUGGGCUUUUUGUGUGCUCAAUUUUAUCUGAAAGUUCGCUCUUUGCCUGCAGCGAAGAGCUCGAAAGGCAAAUGGCAUCUGGAGCUAAGCCUGUGGCUCUUAGUCUUGGCAAUUCUGCUUAUUCUCUUCUCCGGAUAUAUAUUCAUAAGAUUCGACUUUGAGAAGCCGUCCAUCUGGCUGGCUCUCUAUGCGGGCGUCUAUAAGAAUUUGUGGAUUCUAACUUGCGCUGGCUUUGUGUGCUGCAUGUGCUUUAAAGUGGGCUGGCUGGCGUAUGAGUUUUGCUCUCUUUCUGUCUUCCGACCUUUGGCGCGCAUUUCAUUUCAAGCGUUUCUUUGGCAUGUUUUUGUUUUACGGAUAGUAGCAGGGUCUUUCCGGCAACCUGUUUAUGUAAACAGUUUCUAUAUGUUUCAAUAUGUUGUUUUGCUGUAA
Messenger RNA from Drosophila hydei, 1944 nucleotides. Its product is annotated as nose resistant to fluoxetine protein 6. Gene Ontology annotation, molecular function: acyltransferase activity, transferring groups other than amino-acyl groups. The transcript has 11 exons. Lineage: Eukaryota; Metazoa; Arthropoda; Insecta; Diptera; Drosophilidae. The record is from RefSeq and is a predicted model, not a curated record. Bases 88 to 1944 code for a protein of 618 amino acids.